Molecule: messenger RNA, 396 nt
Organism: Striga asiatica
Lineage: Eukaryota; Viridiplantae; Streptophyta; Magnoliopsida; Lamiales; Orobanchaceae
Source: the annotation of a GenBank genome assembly
AUGGCGAAGGGGAAAGGCAAUAUCACAACAAAUUUCAAAUUUAACAGUGUGUUCACCUUUAUCGUCCUUAGGGGUUUUCAAUUUGGAAUUCAGAAAAAUUUCCGACAAAUUUCGGAGGAGCUAAUCGAUGACUUCUGUCAUUGUGCGAAGCCUACUGUGCGAAAGACGUCAUGGGUUGAUGGUAAUGCAGGGUGGAGGUACUCAGCGUGCGAGAAAUACCGGAUGUUGGGUGGGUGCACAUACCAUAAUUUGGAGUGUGGUUCUAGAGAACUGGAAAAGAAUUCUUUGGAAAGUUGGGUAGAUUUAAUGUUGCAUUAUGACAGGGAGAAACUCUGCAGCUUUUGGGUCAAUUCCUCAUCUUGUCCAACACAACUGGGGGUCCCCAUAGAACCCUAA